AAGAAAAGUGCAGCAUCCUUCUUUCAUUCUGUUUCUUCUCUUCGAGAUCCUUCUUCUCUCGAGUUGCUCCCUCCUUCUCUUCUUUUUCCCCCCCACCGAAAUGGACGAGGGAAAAGUGAAUUCUCCUUCUUUCAUUAUGUCUCUUCUCUUUGUCAAGUCCUUGACAUCAAAUUUGGUGAAGCUCCAUAUCGAUCAAGAGGGGAAAGAUUUAGAGGAGAAAAUGAGAGGAGGCAGAAGAUGAGCAUGUGAAGUAUAUCUAAGAUGUAUAUUGUGGUCACCAUACUAUACCAUAGUGGUAUUAUGUGGUAACUAGAUGUUUAUUGUGGUUACCACACUAUACCAUAUGGUAAUGUGUGGUAAUUAAACGUAUUUUUAAGGUUACCAUGUUUUACCAUGGUGGUAUUAUGUGGUAACUAGAUGUUUAUUGUGGCUACCACACUAUAUCAUAUUGUAAUGUAUGGUAACUGAACGUAUUUUUAUGUUUACCAUGUUUUACCAUGGUGGUAAGAAUGUGGUCAUCGACCCCAGUUGUGGUUACCACACUAUACCAUAUGGUAAUGUGUGGUAAUUAAACGUAUUUUUAAGGUUACC
Linum tenue is the source of this 591-nucleotide messenger RNA. The record is from the annotation of a GenBank genome assembly. NCBI's taxonomy places the organism in Eukaryota, Viridiplantae, Streptophyta, Magnoliopsida, Malpighiales, Linaceae.